Molossus molossus (Pallas's mastiff bat) is the source of this 665-nucleotide messenger RNA. RefSeq names its product huntingtin interacting protein K (gene HYPK). The record is from RefSeq and is a predicted model, not a curated record. The coding region runs from base 223 to 588 and encodes 121 amino acids. NCBI's taxonomy places the organism in Eukaryota, Metazoa, Chordata, Mammalia, Chiroptera, Molossidae. Gene Ontology annotation, biological process: negative regulation of apoptotic process; protein stabilization. The transcript has 4 exons.
GGCUAGGUCUGGGAAUGCACUUUGCUGAAAACAACACUGUACAAGUCUUAAAGGAAGUCUGACAGGCGAACCUUCUUCCUCGCUGAAGCUUCUAGAACUAGAGCAUAAAUGAAGGUGUGGCCCAGCGACAGCCCCGCCUCCUCCUCUCCGGCGGAAAUUGAGGGGCAUUACCGGAAGUCGUGAGGUGGGGCGGAGCCUGUGAGGCGGCGCGGUGGGAUCGAUAUGGCGACUGAGGGGGAUGUGGAGCUAGAGUUGGAGACCGAGACCAGCGGUCCUGAGCGGCCUCCCGAGAAGCCACGGAAGCAUGACAGUGGUGCAGCGGACCUGGAGAGAGUCACCGACUAUGCGGAAGAGAAAGAGAUCCAAAGUUCCAAUCUGGAGACGGCCAUGUCGGUGAUUGGAGACAGACGUUCCCGGGAGCAGAAAGCCAAACAAGAGCGGGAGAAAGAACUGGCAAAAGUCACCAUCAAGAAGGAAGAUCUGGAGUUGAUAAUGACAGAGAUGGAGAUCUCACGAGCAGCGGCAGAGCGAAGUUUGAGGGAACACAUGGGCAACGUGGUAGAGGCUCUUAUUGCCCUAACCAACUGAAUUGAGCUUUCUGAGACAUACCCACUGGAUUAACUUAUUGCAAUAAAGACUUGUGUUUUUUUUUUUCCCCCCAGUUU